AUGGAGUUUCUGGCCGGACCCUGGAAUAAAGAUUGGGCUUCAUUCUUGCAAUUUUGGUUGACUGUCAUCCUAAGCCUCCAAAUGCAGUUCAGGCCGGGCGCCUCUUGCCCCAAGGAGUGUCGUUGUGACAACCAGUUUGUGUACUGCAAUGAACGCAGCCUGACAUCAGUGCCUCUGGGGAUUCAGGAAGGCUUCAAAGUUCUCUUCCUACACAACAACCAGAUAAACAAUGCUGGAUUCCCUAUGGAACUUCACAAUCUUGCCUCGGUAGAGACCGUGUAUCUCUAUGGCAACCAGUUGGAUGAGUUCCCUAUCAAUCUGCCCAAAAACACCAAAAUCCUGCAUCUCCAGGAGAACAAUAUCCAGACCAUCUCUCGGGCAGCCCUGGCCCAGCUGACCCAACUGGAAGAGCUGCACCUUGAUGAUAACUCCAUCUCCACAGUGGGGGUGGAGGAAGGGGCCUUUAGAGAGGCGCUAAGCCUCAAACUCCUCUUCCUCACUAAGAACCACUUAAGCAGUGUUCCCAUUGGCCUCCCUGAGGACCUAAAAGAGCUACGGUUGGAUGAAAACCGUAUUGCCAUCAUUGCGGAGGAGGCCUUUCAGAAUGUGACACGUCUGCAGCGCCUCCUGCUGGACGGGAACCUGCUGACAGAUGAGGGCAUUGCACCAGGAACUUUCCAGGAACUGGCAAACCUUCGUGAGCUGGCCCUGGGCCGCAAUUCACUCACUUUCCCCCCUCCCCUCCUGCCCAGCCAGUCGCUGGUCAAACUCAGUCUGCAGGAGAACCAGAUAGACCAGAUCCCUGUGGCGGCUUUUGCUGCCUUAAAUAGGCUGGAAAGACUGGAUAUCUCAAGCAACCAGCUUCAGACUCUUACACAGGGAGUGUUUGAUGGUCUUUCAAGCUUAAAGCAUCUCAUGGUGCGAAAUAACCCCUGGCGUUGUGACUGUGGUGUGAAAUGGGUGGUGGUAUGGCUCAAGGCGUUACCUUCAUCCAUCAAUGCCAGAGGCUUCGUGUGCCUGAGUCCAGACAAGGUGCGUGGCAUGGCAAUCAGAGAGCUCACGCUGGAUAUUAUUGAGUGUCCAGUAGAAGUGGACCAGCCACCCUGGCCAACCCUUCGAUCAACACCCCCUCCCCCACCCACAACAACCCCUUUCACCACCAUGAUCUCCACACUCAUCACCACAUCCAUUCCUCACUAUCCUAACUCACCCUCCCCUCCUCUACCCCCAAUCCAUCACAACCCUCCCGGGCCCUUGCCUCCUUACGAGGACCCUCUUCGGAUCUCCUUCCAUGUGGUCAACUCCACCAACAUCGAGGUGAGCUGGGCUUCCUAUUUCACCGUCACAGCUUACAAGGUAACUUGGGUCAAAAGGGGCCAAAGCCAAAUCAACGAAGGAAUGCGAGAAAGGACCGUGACCGGAGACCGGCGGCACAUCAGCCUCACCAACUUGGAGCCUCGGUCUGUGUAUCGUAUCUGUGUGCACGUUCUGGACACCCUUAACUCCUACAGGCCCGGAGAGGAUACUAUAUGCUCUGAGGCCAGGACCAAGUCUGCUGUGACUACUAAGCCUCCUGGCGGGGAGCAAGCUCCUCAGGAGAGCAUCAACUCGACUCUGCUAAUGGCUGGGAUCAUUGGUGGAGCGGUGCUUAUCAUUCUGAUAACGCUGCUCAGUCUGUUUUGCUGGCACAUGCACAGGAAGAACCGGUCAUCUUCGACCAAGUGGAAAUACAACCGCGGUCGGAGAAAAGACGACUACUGCGAGGCUGGAACCAAGAAGGAUAACUCCAUUCUUGAGAUGACUGAGACCAGUUUCCAGAUAGUGGCGCUGAACAAUGAGCAGCUGCUUAAGGGAGAUUUCCGCAUUCAGCCCAUCUACACGCCCAACGGGGGCAUUGGAUUUAGAGACUGUCACCUCAGUAACAACAGCAUAGCCUACUGCAAGAGCAGCAACGUGCCCAGUACAGAGUUCUGCCACACGUGA
Molecule: messenger RNA, 1983 nt
Organism: Xyrichtys novacula (pearly razorfish)
Lineage: Eukaryota; Metazoa; Chordata; Actinopteri; Labriformes; Labridae
Source: the annotation of a GenBank genome assembly